This is a messenger RNA of Brassica rapa (field mustard), 1438 nucleotides long. Its product is annotated as probable protein S-acyltransferase 15. The record is from RefSeq and is a predicted model, not a curated record. Gene Ontology annotation, molecular function: palmitoyltransferase activity. Lineage: Eukaryota; Viridiplantae; Streptophyta; Magnoliopsida; Brassicales; Brassicaceae.
AAAACACGUAGAAACAGAUUAUACCAAUAAAUGUAAGGGACACCGAUCACAUGGUAGACAAUGAACUUAUGGUAGCAAUCCAUUCAUAGUACAAUCUCCAACAAGUUAUUUGUACUAUAUGUGUUGUCAUACAUACAAUGUAUACACUAUUUUGAAUUCUUCUGACGUAUUACUUGAUUGUGACAUACCAUUCACAAAAAAAUCACACAUACCACAUUUAAAACUCUGAAAGACCAUAAGAAACGUCAUUUGUUCCCCUACUCGAUGACGUAUUCCAUUAUUUAUUCAAAAAAAGUUGAUGGAUCUUAAUGUAAGCCCAAUAAUUCAGAAAGAAGCCCAUUAAUGAAACUACUAAACAUUUCUGACGGGCUUCGUCUCGACUGCGAAUCACGUACCGCCACGUGUUCAUUUCUUGUAAGUUUGACUCGCUUGAUUUUUCUUUCUUUUAACAUAAACCGGUGGCGAGUUUGCGAGCGACGGAGAGAUCUGGCGAUGAGUUGCCGGAGAUUCUUCUCGAUCCCGGUCCUUUCGGUGAUUCUGGUGAUGGGUUUGGUCUACUACAUCACACUCUUCGUGUUCAUCGACGAUUGGGUUGGUCUACGAAGCUCCGCUGGGAAGCUAAACGCACUGGUCUUCACCUCCUUGGCGUCUCUCUGCAUCUUCUCCCUCUCAAUUUGCGUUCUUUUAGAUCCGGGUCGUGUCCCUUCAUCUUACGCUCCUGAUGUUGAGAGUUCUAGCUGGUCCGGUAGUCAUAACGGUACAGAAGCAAGGAAGUGUGAUAAGUGCUUUGCUUAUAAGCCUCUUCGGACUCACCAUUGUCGAGUUUGCAGAAGAUGCGUCUUGAAGAUGGACCACCAUUGCGUAUGGAUAAAUAACUGUGUUGGCUAUGCAAACUACAAGGCUUUCUUCCUUCUUGUGUUUUAUGCAACUGUUGCUUGCAUCUACUCCACUGUAUUGCUGGUUUGCUGCGUUUUCAAGAACGGGGAAUCAUACGCAGGAAAUGUUCCACUAAAAACUUUCAUGGUUGCUUGUGGGGUCUUCAUGAUUGGACUAAGCAUAACACUCGGGACUCUCCUUGGUUGGCAUAUCUACCUGAUCGCCCACAAUAUGACCACCAUUGAGCAUUAUGAUUCAAAGCGGGCCUUAUGGUUAGCUAGAAAAUCAGGACAAAGCUAUAGGCAUCAAUUCGAUCGUGGCGUUUACAAAAACAUCACCUCGGUGUUAGGGUCCAACAUAAUCAAAUGGUUAUGCCCAACAUUCACUAGGAAUACUGAAGAUGGUAUCAACUUCUCUGCGUCUAGAGACAGCUAGCUAUUCAUCAAUUGUAUACACACUUGUACAAAAUUUUGAAACAAAGUUCCUUAGUCUUUAAAGAUUUUCUGCUGUAAUAUGAAUAGCCUUGAGAGAACUCUCAUGAUCGUCUCAAAAUUGGGUUUUA